AUGGGCUGUACCACGGGGCACCUGGCAUGCCAGCCCCAGCCUUUUUCAAGCCCCAACCAGGAGGGACAGAUUCAGGAGGGGGCAGCCAAAGUCCCUGAGGUCCUGUCCUCUUUAGAGAGGCUUUCUCAGGCCACAGGGGGCAUGGAGAAAUCCUGGUAUCGCUGCAUCUUUCCCUUCGGAAUCAUCUCACUGGUGAUUGGUAUAGCUGGCACAGGCGUGACCUGCACCUACAAUGACCUCCCUCAGACCAAGGUGGUGUCAGUCGUCUUGCUGAUUGCUGGGCUCGUCCUGGUGGUAAUGGCUACUGCCUGUUGGACAGUACAUAAGAAGAAACGCAGGAAAAAGAAAGAGGGAGGCCCCUUUACCACUGAACAGUGUCCCCUGUGA
Messenger RNA from Pangasianodon hypophthalmus (striped catfish), 387 nucleotides. Its product is annotated as transmembrane protein 100. The transcript has a single exon. Gene Ontology annotation, biological process: cellular response to BMP stimulus. Lineage: Eukaryota; Metazoa; Chordata; Actinopteri; Siluriformes; Pangasiidae. Bases 1 to 387 code for a protein of 128 amino acids. The record is from RefSeq and is a predicted model, not a curated record.